Messenger RNA from Colletotrichum aenigma, 669 nucleotides. RefSeq names its product 3-ketodihydrosphingosine reductase tsc10 (gene tsc10). Lineage: Eukaryota; Fungi; Ascomycota; Sordariomycetes; Glomerellales; Glomerellaceae. The record is from RefSeq and is a predicted model, not a curated record. Bases 1 to 669 code for a protein of 222 amino acids. Gene Ontology annotation, cellular component: endoplasmic reticulum membrane. Gene Ontology annotation, biological process: sphingolipid biosynthetic process. Gene Ontology annotation, molecular function: 3-dehydrosphinganine reductase activity. The transcript has 4 exons.
AUGCAGAACUUCACUGGCAAAGUUGUAUUCAUCGCGGGAGGAUCGACUGGACUCGGCAAGUCGAUCGCCGAGAUCCUUGUCGCACGCGCUCAUUCGCUUCUCAAACUGUGGAUCGACGAAGACAAGAAGAGCUCUGGAAACGAGGGACAGAAGACGCGGCAGCUUAUCUUCAUUAGCAGUGCAGCUGCCCUCUGCAAUGUUCCUGGCUAUAUUGCUUAUGCAGCCCCCAAAUGUGCCCAACGGGCACUCGCUGACACCCUCCGCCAAGAAGCCGCCAUCUACUCUACUGCAACCUGCCAGUACAAGGUGCACUGCGCUUUCCCGAAUACCUUCAUGACGGAUGCGUUUCUGGACGAGCAGAAGACCAAGCCCGAUCUCACCAAGCGGAUCGAGUCGUCUGAUGGCCCUAUUGAGAAGCUUAAGACGAAGAUGCUUUCGGCUGAAUAUGUUGCAGAAUACAUUGUCAGAGGGGUGGCGAAGGGGGAUUUUGCUCUCGUCAGUGACUUCGACACGGAGGUUCUGUGGAGCAACAUGGUUGGCUCAUCACCCAAGAGGGGCUUUGGCUUCGUCGACUCUAUCCUUGGGCUGCUUUCGGGGUUCUUGGUCUGGCCGAUUUUGAGAUACAUCUGGACGCGCAUGUGCACCCAAACUCAGAAGAAGAGUGUGUGA